UCCACAGUAACUGAAGCCGGCUUUGGUGCUGACAUUGGCAUGGAGAAGUUCUUCAACAUCAAGUGUCGAGCGUCUGGUCUGGUGCCCAACGUCGUGGUGCUCGUGGCAACAGUGCGCGCUCUGAAGAUGCACGGAGGCGGGCCCAGUGUAACUGCUGGUGUCCCUCUUAAGAAAGAAUACACAGAGGAGAACAUCCAGCUGGUGGCAGAUGGCUGCUGUAACCUCCAGAAGCAAAUUCAGAUCGCUCAGCUCUUCGGGGUUCCCGUUGUCGUGGCUCUGAAUGUCUUCAAGACUGACACCCGGGCUGAGAUUGACUUGGUGUGUGAGCUCGCGAAGCGGGCCGGCGCCUUUGAUGCGGUCCCCUGCUACCACUGGUCGAUGGGUGGAAAGGGGUCGGUGGACCUGGCCUGGGCUGUGAGAGAAGCUGCAAGUAAAAGAAGUCGUUUCCAGUUCCUGUAUGAUGUUCAGCUUCCAAUUGUGGAAAAGAUAAGGACCAUUGCACAGGCUGUCUACGGAGCCAGAGAUAUAGAACUCUCUCCUGAGGCACAAUCCAAAAUUGAUCUUUACACACAACAGGGUUUUGGAAAUUUGCCCAUCUGCAUGGCAAAGACCCACCUUUCUCUUUCUCACCAACCCGACAAGAAAGGGGUACCCAGGGACUUCAUCCUACCCAUUAGUGACGUCCGGGCCAGCAUCGGCGCUGGGUUCAUUUACCCGUUGGUCGGAACGAUGAGCACCAUGCCCGGACUGCCCACACGGCCCUGCUUCUACGACAUCGAUCUCGAUACAGAAACAGAGCAAGUUCAAGGCUUGUUCUAAGUGAACAAGACUCUACUCUCACAGGACCCAAUUCAGGUUCCUGAAGCUCAAACUACUCCUUGCCUUUUGGCCGCGGUUGGAGGAGAGAAUGAAUUUGAAAUAGGCUUGUUACGCAACGCGGGAGAAGUGGUAGAAUAGGCCAAAGAUUUCUCCUUCCCGGGGCAUCCGUCUGCAGCCGAGCGCAGUGAUCAGUGAGAGGACCUCCACCACGUUGAAAAGAAACUAAUUUAUUUUCUGUUUCGGCAGCGUUUACAUUAUCUCCCACUGCUUACACUUGAGGGUGUUUAUUGUCUGGGGACAGAGCGAUUAAGAGAGUGUGAAAUAAAAGGUAACGUUUUCUCAC
This is a messenger RNA of Myotis lucifugus (little brown bat), 1162 nucleotides long. Its product is annotated as monofunctional C1-tetrahydrofolate synthase, mitochondrial. The record is from RefSeq and is a predicted model, not a curated record. The transcript is spliced from 8 exons. Gene Ontology annotation, molecular function: ATP binding; formate-tetrahydrofolate ligase activity. Bases 40 to 819 code for a protein of 259 amino acids. Lineage: Eukaryota; Metazoa; Chordata; Mammalia; Chiroptera; Vespertilionidae.